Molecule: messenger RNA, 1749 nt
Organism: Closterium sp. Yama58-4
Lineage: Eukaryota; Viridiplantae; Streptophyta; Zygnematophyceae; Desmidiales; Closteriaceae
Source: the annotation of a GenBank genome assembly
AUGGCCCGCCCUGGAGGCGUGCGCGUGAGUUCGCCGCUGCUGCUGCUCUUCCUCGCAACGCUGCUGCCUCUGCUCGCGGCUCCGGUUACCGCGAUCUUCUUCCCCGCGCCCACCUUCCCCGACUUCUCCUUCGAUGCGCUGAGGAACCUCGUGGCCGGCAAGAAGCUCCCCGACGGGCAACUGCGCGCCAAGUCCAGCCCGCGCGUGAACAGCCUGGCGCAAUCGUGCGGAUACUUCUCGGAUGCGCCGUACUUCUCCAACGGACUCACCGCGCUGCUGCCCAGCAACCUGUACAAGAAAGGCAAGACGUGCGGCGCGUGCUACGCCGUGGAGUGCGCGGGAGGCGACAGAUGCAAGAAGAACAACGCGACGGUGACGGUGCGCGUGGUGGGAUCAGUCGGAUGGUUCACGCUGCACCGCGGCCUCGUGCUCUCCACGCAGGCGUGGGACCGCAUCGCGAGCUCGCGCGACGGGCGCGCCGUGCAGGUCAAGGUCAAGCGCACCAACUGCAAGAGCCCCAGCGGGCUGUUUGUGCGCGUGCGCACGGCGUCCAAUAAGAACCGCUUCCGCCUGCAGCUGCUCGGCACUAAGGGGCCCGGCGCUGUGCGGCUCGUUGAGGUGUCGGUCGACGGCAGCAAGUGGACGGCGCUGACGAGGGAAGGCCGCACCACCACGUGGCAGCUGCUCCGCCACAAGGACAUUGCGCGGGCGGGAAAGCCCAUCAGUGUCCGCGUCACCGCCGCGAAAACGGGGCAGAAGAUCGUCCUCGAUAAGAUCAUCCCCGCGAAAUGGACCCCGUCUAACACGUACGGACCAGGCCUGACCAACUUCAACAAGAUGCCGCUCAACGCGGAGUCUCCAAAGCCGCCCAAGGUGAACCGCACUGGCGCAGUUGCUACGACUAAGCGCGCUCCUGCGGCAAAGACCGCUCAGGAGGAGCAGAGCCAGGGCUUAAAGGAGCCGUCCGCGUCCAAUACUCCUGUGCAGUCGGAACCGUCAGCGGCCGGGCCUCGCGUGGCGCUUCAAGAUGACGCAACGGAAGGGGAGGAGCUUGAAUGGGGAGAGGGUGAGGAGCAGAGAGGCGGUAGGAGCCUGGCAGAGGAGGAAGAAGGCGAGGUCGAUCUGGCCGAGGAGAUGGAGGACGGGUGGGCGCUGGGGGACGAAGGCUGGGGGGAUGAUGAGGCGCAGGGGGAGGCGGACGACGAGGAGCGCGCGGAGGGAAGGAGCCUCGCGGAGGAGGGCGCGGAGGAGGGGGAGGAUGAGAGCGCGGCGGAAGAGGUGCAAAGGGAGGAGGGUGAGGAGGAGGGGGAGGAGGAGGUGCGUAUGCUGGCGGAGGAGAGCAUGAGCGACGGGCGUGAGGAGGGGGGGGACGGCGAGGAAAGCGAGGAGAGCGAGGAGGGAAGGCUGCUUGCGGAGGGAGAGGAGGAUGAGGGGAUGGAAGAGAUCGAGGAGGCCGAGGAGGAGAUUGAUAGCGAGAAAGGCAGAGUGCUGGUAGAGGGCGGAGACGUGGAAGAGGAGGAAGAAGUGAUUGAGCUUCCACGUGAGUUAGCUGCCGACAACGAUAACCAGGGGAAGGAGAAGAAAACCGAGGAAAAGAAGGAAGAGAAGAAGCCGGGGGUUCUGAAGAGGACGGCGAAUGCAAUCAAGGAUUUCUUCAAGAACCUUGGUGAACGCAUCACUGGCAAGCAGAACAAGCCUGCUGACAAUGGCCCCCGCAAGGUGGGCCCAAUGGAAGCCAAGGAUGACUAA